AUGUCACUUGUAUGAAUUAACGACAAUUUCUUCACAUUGAAAAGGAAUGUGAAGUCAGCCCACAAGGAUCGGCUCAAGAGCGAGGAAAGGAUCCGGGAACUGACCGAUGAGAAAGCCCUGCUGCUUAAGAGUAAGAACAAGCAGAUUAAUGAGCUGACCGAUAAGUUAUAAAUCAGCGAGAUUUGGAAAUCAGGAAUCUUAAGCAAGUAAUUGAAGGCCUCAAAGACGAGAUGGCCCAGAACAAGGAAGUCUAUUUGAAAUAAGAUAGAACAACAGAAUGAGGUUAUAUCUGACACUGAGUUCAGAAUGAAAUAAGCUCGAACUUGAUACCAAAAUCGAACACGACACCACAGACUUUGAGAAAAUGGUCAAUGAACAGUUCAACUUUAAAGAUACUGUGGAAUCUAUCUCCUUCCCAAUGAGACCUGAUCGAACCAGAUAUGAAGUAAAGGAAGGAAGUAAGGAGAGUAAGAAGGAGAAGAUUCUCAGAUCUCCCCAUAUCAUUUCAACGCUAACUCGUGUUGGGUUAACCCACAGCGAUCUUGAGUUAGAGAUUCUACAACAGGAUGAAGUUCUAGAUUUCUUCUUGGAAUUGGCAAAUACGACUAGGGAAAUCAUGAAUGACAGAAAGAUUCCAAAGAGAGUUUGAUAUCAAUGCUCUGUUUUGAAGAAAAAGAUGUCAAAGCUCAUAAAUAUCCUUUCAAAACCUUCAAGUGAAAUGAAUGCAUUAAGAGAAUUAAUUUCAUAGUCAAUUUUGAAGGAGAAAAA
Molecule: messenger RNA, 768 nt
Organism: Moneuplotes crassus
Lineage: Eukaryota; Ciliophora; Spirotrichea; Euplotida; Euplotidae
Source: the annotation of a GenBank genome assembly